GGACGGAGGAGGUUGCUUCGGCUAUGGAAUUACAGGGAAGGACCCUCAUUUCCAUUUCCAUCGACCCACUCCGCCAUUAACGGCCAUUGAUAGAUUUCUGUGGAGCACGAAAGAAUUUCCGCAAAAAAAAAUGGAUAGGAGUGAGGGAAUGAGAGAAACACUCGGUUCUGCAAGUGGGUUUAGUGAAUUUUCUGCUUCUGGAGGUCUUCUUCAAGAUAUAAGCUUUGUUGAUGGGCUGUUUGCAGAAGGAAUAGAAGAGUCUUUUAAUGGAGAGAAAGCGGGUGGAGGGGUGGUGGGGAAGAGAAUGAAAGGUGGCGCUUCGGCUAAUCUGAUUAAAGGGCAGUGGACUGAUGAAGAGGACAGGUUAUUGGUGACAUUGGUGAAGCAAUAUGGAGAGAGAAAAUGGGCUCAGAUUGCUCAGAAGUUGGUGGGUCGGGCUGGGAAACAGUGCAGAGAACGAUGGCAUAAUCAUCUACGCCCUGACAUCAAGAAGGAUACAUGGAGUGAAGAAGAAGAGAGACUGUUAAUUGAAGCUCAUGAACAGGUUGGGAACAAAUGGGCAGAGAUUGCAAAGCGUAUCCCUGGGAGAACUGAAAAUUCAAUAAAGAACCAUUGGAAUGCAACAAAAAGAAGGCAGAAUUCAAAGAGAAAGAACAAAAAAGCACAAAGCCAAGGAGAAAAAGUCCAGCUCUCUAUACUACAAGAUUACAUCCGAAAGAAGACCCUUAAUAAUGACAACUCCUCUGGAUCAUCAUCAUCAUCAUCAUCAUCAGCUCUGAUCUCCACAAGUACUCCAUCCAAAGAUGGGUCUCUUCAAUCUUUGUUUGCUCACUCUUAUAAUGAAGAACUACUCUUCAUACAAAAGUUCUUUGAGAACAUCUACAAACACUCAUCUGAUGGCACAGCAGUUGUGGGUUGUGCAGAAGAGGAAGCAUUUUAUGAUGGGCAUCUCCAAGAGCUUCUGUCGUUGGAUUCUCUCUACUCUUUCAAUGAUGACCUAGCAACGUUCAUUAAGAUGGAUGAUGGGGUUGGCUCUUCUUCUACCAACCCAAGAACUAAUAUAGAUAAUGCUAACAAAGGCAAUGAAUUCCUAAAGGAAGACACAAGCGGAUCACAUCUGUGGUCAGAUCUUUAUCUUGCCUAUCUGCUGAAUGGAGUCAGUUCAUCUACUUCUUCUUCUUCUUCUUCUUCUUUCACCACAAAUGAUAAUUACUACUGCGAAAACCCAAACAUGGAUCUGAUGAGCUCGGAUCAAACUCCUUCAAAUGGGAAGAAGGAAAUGGAUUUGAUCGAGAUGGUUUCUUCUUCUCAUCAGUUCUCGAUCUCAAAGUAG
Messenger RNA from Telopea speciosissima, 1333 nucleotides. Its product is annotated as transcription factor MYB64-like. The record is from RefSeq and is a predicted model, not a curated record. NCBI's taxonomy places the organism in Eukaryota, Viridiplantae, Streptophyta, Magnoliopsida, Proteales, Proteaceae. The transcript has 3 exons. Bases 131 to 1333 code for a protein of 400 amino acids.